Messenger RNA from Puma concolor (puma), 955 nucleotides. It is a transcript of the gene THG1L, whose product is annotated as tRNA-histidine guanylyltransferase 1 like. Gene Ontology annotation, molecular function: magnesium ion binding; tRNA guanylyltransferase activity. Gene Ontology annotation, biological process: tRNA modification. The record is from RefSeq and is a predicted model, not a curated record. Lineage: Eukaryota; Metazoa; Chordata; Mammalia; Carnivora; Felidae.
UGGUCCGCGGGGCGAAUGUGGUCCGCAUGCAAUGUGAAAGUUCGCGACUGCUGGGCCGUCACUUCCGUUACUCUGAGACGGUGCUUGAAAUUGGGGGCGGCCAUGGCAAAGAGCAAGUUCGAGUACGUGCGGAACUUCGAGGCUGACGACACCUGCCUGGCCCACUGUUGGGUGGUGGUGCGGCUGGACGGCAGGAAUUUCCAUCGGUUUGCUGAGAAACACAACUUUGCAAAACCUAAUGACAGCCGUGCUCUCCACCUGAUGACCAAAUGUGCCCAGACUGUAAUGACAGAACUGGAGGAUAUUGUGAUUGCGUAUGGACAGAGUGAUGAGUACAGCUUUGUGUUCAAGCGGAAAAGCAAUUGGUUUAAAAGAAGAGCUAGUAAGUUCAUGACCCAUGUGGCUUCCCAGUUUGCCUCCAGCUAUGUGUUUUAUUGGCGAGAUUACUUUGAGGACCAGCCCCUUCUGUAUCCCCCAGGCUUUGAUGGAAGAGUCAUAGUGUAUCCUAACAACCAGACCUUAAAGGACUACCUCAGUUGGCGGCAAGCAGAUUGUCACGUCAAUAAUCUUUAUAAUACAGUUUUCUGGGCACUUGUACAACAGUCUGGACUAACACCAGUACAAGCCCAAGAGAGAUUACAGGGAACUCUUGCAGCAGACAAGAAUGAGAUUUUGUUUUCUGAAUUCAACAUCAACUACAAUAAUGAGCCACUGAUGUAUAGGAAAGGGACUGUGUUGAUAUGGCAGAAGGUGGGUGAAGUCACAACAAAAGAAGUCAAGCUGCCAGCAGAAAUAGAAGGAAAAAAGAUGGCGGUGACUCGGACCAGGAUUAAGCCAGUGCCUUUAUAUUGCGAUAUUAUUGGGGAUGCUUUCUGGAAGGAACAUCCAGAGAUCCUAGAUGAAGACAGCUGAUCCUUUGCUUUUCAGUCCUGGCAUGGUUAACCAUGCAAGACCC